Messenger RNA from Linderina pennispora, 507 nucleotides. RefSeq lists its product as uncharacterized. The record is from RefSeq and is a predicted model, not a curated record. Lineage: Eukaryota; Fungi; Kickxellomycota; Kickxellomycetes; Kickxellales; Kickxellaceae. The coding region runs from base 1 to 507 and encodes 168 amino acids. The transcript has 2 exons.
AUGUCAGCGGUGCUGUUGCCGCCAGCAACAACAACCAGUCGGCAUGGGACUCGAUCCGCAAGGCAAACAGUCCGCCAUGAUGACGCCUGGGAACGCCUGCGCAAGCAGCAGCCAAGCGGCAACUCGCAGCAGCAAGCUCGCGGAUCGAGGAACACUGCCUACGAGUUUGUGGACGCGUGGGACAAAAUGAACGAUAACCGCAGCCCAGCGUACCGGGACGACGGCAGCGCAAGCAGCAGUGAGUCACACAGCUUUGGCGGUGGUGCCCUGACCAGCGACGACUUCCCCCGGUCUCGAGAGGACUUUGAGGAAGCAUCGCACAAGUCUGCGAACAAGUACGGUGACACAGGCACUGAUAUUGGUGCGCCCUCGACCAGCAGUGUUGACGCCCAUAUGAGCAUUGGCAUACAAUUGGCAGCGGCGACGAACAGAGGCCACGCUGCCAACAGCCGUGUGGCGGUGGCCAACGAUGGUGGUCCGCAUACAGCCGAUACAUUGCCACUAUGA